UCCUACUACGCGAUCUGGCUAUACAUGGUCUAAUAUCUUCAUGUACACUAGCCUUUAACACAUACACUAAGAUUCCUCUAUGCAUUUGUAGUAAUGUAGGAGAUUUCGGUGUGCCUUUCCAUGGCCCUGAGGGUCGGUAGCCUUUUGUCUUUUUGUGUUCAUGUUUACAUUUUUACGUUUGGUAAAAGGAAGAUGCAUGUAUUUGUAGUAAUGUAGGAGAUUUUGGUGUGCCUUUCCAUGGCCCUGAGGGUCGGUAGCCUAACCUUGACCUUUGUCUUUUUGUGUUCAUGUUUACGUUUGGUAAUAGGAAGAUGGGGAGGGGGGUUGAUGAUAGUUUGUGUUAGCGUAAUGUUCUACAUUGUUCUAAGUACACCCAUGCACGUAAGUCCUGUUUUCUUUCUCUUUUUCUUUCUUUCUUUCUACAUAUUAUGUAUAUAGAGUGAGCUGUUCAGUUUUCAUGUGACUACAUUUUCGCAAUCGUUACCGCCUGCACCAGUAACUUUCGCGUUCACUCACCAAAAUGCCGUUCUAGUACACCAGUGUAAACUUCAAAGCUUCAACAAAUAUAGGUGAUUUUGUCUGGGAAUAAUUUUGUUGUUGUUACGCAUUGCACACAUGACAAUGAUAAAAUUUAGGUUUUUGCAUUUGGUGAUUGAUUCUGUGUGCAUCCACUAGAAUGACUACUAAACUCUCUGUAGUAUGUCACAUUUUGUGGUGGAUUGUUGUCCAGAUCCGUGCGUCGAUAGCCUCCCGUGGUCUGGUGGUGGUCGGUUGGUACCACAGCCACCCCUACUCAGAACCAAGACCGUCGCAGAACGACGUUCUCUCUCACAAGAAGUACCAAGACGCCCUGACGAACAAAUCCGGAGAGGAACCCUGCGUUGGCCUGAUCAUUAGUCCUAACCUGGGUGCCAAAGAAGAAGGUGCAGAGAGUAAGAUUGGAGUCUUCUGGGUUCUCACUGUCACCGCCGGCUGGACACCAGAUCUCGCCUAUGGAGGUAAAGACUACCAUCAACUGGGAGCAGUACCUCACACAGGAGAUUGUGGACGACAUGGACUCCCUGGCCUCAUUCUACAAGACCAGACCUGAGUGCCCCAAUUUCUCGUCACAGUGGAAAGAUGACAUCACCUUUCUCAAGAAACUAAAGGUUUCCCUGUCAGCUGUGCAGCCCAAGUUUCCACAGGAAAAUUCAGACGAAACGUUCAUGUCUUACAUUGAACAACUCGUGGUUUAGUCCCAGUCAAUCAUUUUCUCAUUUUUUUGUCAUUGUACACAUGCUAUGUAUAAGCUUGCAAGAAUAACAUCGCUCCCAAUCUCACGUGCACGCCUGGUAGAAUGAAAGAAUGUGAAGAGUGCGUAGUAAAAAAGAGAGGAAGGAUUACUUGUAUAAUACACUUAAAAGGUAGCAGCAAAAGGUCUUCCUCCAACUGCCUCCUUCUUUUGUCCUCUCCUACUCUGAUCCU
Messenger RNA from Geodia barretti, 1464 nucleotides. The record is from the annotation of a GenBank genome assembly. Lineage: Eukaryota; Metazoa; Porifera; Demospongiae; Tetractinellida; Geodiidae.